AAAUGCGGAAGGCUGGACUUUGUGAGGCAGCGAAGUCUCGUUGGGUCUCGCGAGAGUUGCGCCACCUUAUAAGCGUCAGCGCGCGAGCAAGUGGCCCUCUUUCAAUCGGAUUGGAGACAAUAUGUCCCACCGCAAGUUUUCGGCUCCGCGCCACGGCUCCUUGGGCUUCUUGCCCCGCAAGAGGAGUCGCCGUCACCGGGGUAAGGCCAAGAGCUUCCCCAAGGACGAUUCGAACAAGCCUGUCCACUUGACCGCCUUCCUGGGCUACAAGGCCGGAAUGACUCACAUCGUCCGCGAGGUGGACAGACCUGGAUCGAAGGUGAACAAGAAGGAGGUGGUGGAGGCCGUCACCAUCGUGGAGACUCCCCCCAUGAUUGUGGUCGGUGUGGUGGGCUACGUGAGCACCCCCCGCGGCCUGCGCUCUUUCAAGACCGUCUUUGCUGAGCACAUUAGCGAUGAGUGCAAGAGGCGGUUCUACAAGAACUGGUACAAGUCUAAGAAGAAGGCGUUCACCAAGUACAGCAAGAAGUGGCAGGAUGAGGAGGGCAAGAAGCAGCUGGACAAGGACUUUGCCUCCAUGAAGAAGUACUGCCAGAUCAUUCGCAUCAUCGCUCACACGCAGAUGCGUCUGUUGCCCCUGAAGCAGAAAAAGUCUCACCUGAUGGAGGUGCAGCUCAACGGAGGCUCCAUCGCCAACAAGGUGGAUUGGGCCCGUGAGAAGCUGGAGCAGGCCGUGCCCGUUUCCAACGUCUUUACCCAGGACGAGAUGAUCGACGUCAUCGGGGUCACCAAGGGACACGGAUACAAAGGUGUAACCAGCCGUUGGCACACCAAGAAGCUGCCCCGCAAGACCCAUCGUGGUCUGCGCAAGGUGGCCUGCAUCGGUGCCUGGCAUCCUGCCCGCGUGGCCUUCUCUGUGGCCCGCGCUGGUCAGAAGGGGUACCACCACCGUACAGAGAUUAACAAGAAGAUCUACAAGAUCGGUCAGGGCUACCAUCAGAAGGACGGCAAGCUGGUGAAGAACAACGCCUCCACAGAGUACGAUCUGUCCAACAAGAGCAUCAACCCUCUGGGUGGAUUUGUCCACUAUGGAGAAGUCACCAAUGACUUUGUCAUGGUCAAAGGAUGUGUGAUUGGAACCAAGAAGAGAGUCCUCACCCUCCGGAAGUCUCUGCUGGUCCAGACAAAUCGUCGCGCUUUGGAGAAGAUCGACCUGAAGUUCAUCGACACCACCUCAAAGUUCGGCCAUGGACGUUUCCAGACUGUGGAGGAGAAGAAGGCCUUCAUGGGACCCCUCAAGAAGGACCGCCUUAUCAAAGAGGAGACUGCCUAAAGUCUCUCAGCUCUGUUCUGUCUUUGUCUGCAGAGUUAAUAAUAAAAAAGUCCAAAAACA
Messenger RNA from Phyllopteryx taeniolatus (common seadragon), 1393 nucleotides. RefSeq names its product ribosomal protein L3 (gene rpl3). Lineage: Eukaryota; Metazoa; Chordata; Actinopteri; Syngnathiformes; Syngnathidae. The coding region runs from base 122 to 1333 and encodes 403 amino acids. Gene Ontology annotation, biological process: translation; ribosomal large subunit assembly. Gene Ontology annotation, cellular component: cytosolic large ribosomal subunit; ribosome. Gene Ontology annotation, molecular function: structural constituent of ribosome; RNA binding. The transcript is spliced from 10 exons. The record is from RefSeq and is a predicted model, not a curated record.